Eptesicus fuscus (big brown bat) is the source of this 6984-nucleotide messenger RNA. It is a transcript of the gene PEG3, whose product is annotated as paternally expressed 3. The transcript has 9 exons. Gene Ontology annotation, biological process: regulation of transcription by RNA polymerase II. Gene Ontology annotation, molecular function: RNA polymerase II cis-regulatory region sequence-specific DNA binding; DNA-binding transcription factor activity, RNA polymerase II-specific. Bases 321 to 5525 code for a protein of 1734 amino acids. NCBI's taxonomy places the organism in Eukaryota, Metazoa, Chordata, Mammalia, Chiroptera, Vespertilionidae. The record is from RefSeq and is a predicted model, not a curated record.
GCACCUUCAGAAGUAAACACAGAAACCCAAAACCCGAGGCUCUCGGCCGUCUUUACAGCUUCCGUGCGGGAGAGACUGCUUACGGUAUGAAGAGGUGAAAGGUCACAGCACCGGUGCUUACCCCUCGGCCAUGACAAUGCUGAUGGCUUUCCUCCGGACCUUGUUCAUGCUCUGCCUUCUCCAACCUCUACCCUCUUCCCAGACGGCUGACUAGAUCCCAGCACCAGGUGGCCGAGUCCAGGUCCCCACUGGCUGGCACGGCUGCUGCGUCCUUCCCGUGACCCAUUUCGGUUGCUCCAUUGACCGCUUUCCCUAGAAAGAUGCUGUCUCCACGGCGCUUUUACUACGGGAAACUCCAGAAGCCCUGGGCCUCAGGCCCGUAUGAGCUAGACAGAAACUUGGCUCAGGACCCGGAUGCCAUCGUAGGAGGAAGUCCGACUGACUCUGAAUUUUCUCAUCAGAGGUUUCGGAAUUUCCUCUACGUGGAAUUUGUCGGGCCUCGGAAGACCCUGCUCAAACUCCGAAACCUCUGCCUUGACUGGUUGCAGCCGGAGAUUCACACCAAGGAGGAGAUCAUCGAGCUCUUGGUCCUCGAGCAGUACCUGAGCAUCCUCCCCGAGAGGAUCAAGCCCUGGGUGCAGGCCCGGAGGCCGCAGACCUGCGAGAAGCUGGUGGCCCUGCUGGAGAUGUACAAGGAGAUGUAUGGGCCCGAAGACGACAGUGACAACCAGAACGAAGACAACAUGAACCGGAGUGGAGCAGACUGUCCCCUGCUGCGCCCCACCUGUUUCUACAGAGAACGGGACCGGGAUUGGGACCAGGACUGGGAUCAAGACCGAGCCUGGGACCGGGAUCGAGACCGAGCCUGGGACCGGGCCUGGGACCGGGCCUGGGACCGGGCCUGGGACCGAGCCUGGGACCGGGGCCGGGCUUGGGAGCGAGCCCGGAUGCGGGAGCGGGAGCGGAGGGCCAGAAGCAGGGACCUGGCCUUGCGGGAGCGCUGGCCGUACGGCAGGAUUGCCAGAAGCAGGCUUCCUCACCGGGACCUUUCCCUGCCCGCUGCGAUGGAGAGAACCAUGGCGAUGGAGAGAGGGCGCCGCCGCCGGAGCUUCAUGAUGCAGUGUGAUCUGCAGUCCCAGGACACGAUGUCAUACCAGGACAUGGUGAAGCUCACCGAGGACAGGAAGGCUCAGAACUCCAUCAAGGACAACAUGGAGAACUACAGGAAGCUGCUUUUCCUGGGGCUUCAGCUUGCCGAAGAUGAUGGCCACUCCCACAUGACACAAGGCCAUUCAAGGUCAAAGAGAAGUGCCUACCCAAGCACCAGUCGAGGUCUGAGAACUACGCCUGAAGCCAAAAAGUCAACCCAUCGCCGGGGAAUUUGUGAGGAGGAGCCUUCGCAUGGAAUGAUAAUGGAAAAAUUCAACAAGGAUGCUUCGCGCAACUCCAAACCCGGAAGAGCGAGAGAACCCAAUGACCGGUUCCUGAGGUUCCCCAGAAGGCCAGACCAGGACUGGAAGGAAGCGUCCUCAAACAGAGAGUCAGUGAUCCAGGAGCGGGGCUGUGCGGGCGGUGCCUUUGGGGGAGGAGGUUUUAAUUGUAAUUCAAACCUUGUUUCCAAAAAGAGGGUUCUGGAAAGAAAAAGGCGCUAUCAGUUUGACACAGAUGCGAAGGGUUCCGUUCAGGAUCAGAGAGGCUCUCCGCGCAAGAGGCCCUUUGAGUGUAGUGACAUGAGAAAGGCCAUGAGCAUGAGCGGCCUUAGCGCCCCCGGCGCCGAGUCGCAGCCGCCUGAUUUUGCAGCCAUGCCCUAUGUGUGUGAUGAGUGUGGGAGGGCUUUCGGUGUGAUUUCCGAGUUUGUCGAGCAUCAGAUCAUGCACACUAGAGAGAAUCUCUAUGAGUACGGGGAAGCGUUCAUCCGCAGUGUGGCUGUCACUCGGAAAAGUGCGGCUCGAGGGAAGUGCUUUGAGUGUAAGGAGUGUGGGGAAACCUUCGACAAGACUGCCGAUCUUGCUGAGCAUUGUAAAAUCCACUCUAGAGAGCAUCUCACAGAAGGUAAUGAGGAGGAGUAUGAGGAGCCCUUCCUGCCUAGCCCCACCUUCAGUGAGCUUCAGAGAAUGUACGGAGAAGAGAAAUUCUACGAGUGUAAGGUGUGCAAGGAAACCUUCCUUCACAGCUCUGCUCUGGUCGAACACCAGAAGAAAAUCCAUGGGAGAGACGACAAAGAAGAUGAAGUCUUUCAACCCAACCCAGCCUUUAAGGAGCUGCAGAGGAUGUAUGCCAGAGAGAAGAUGUACGAGUGCAAGGUGUGCGGGGAGACCUUCCGUCACAGCUCGUCUCUGAAAGAACAUCAGAAGAUUCACACUAGGGCAAACCUGUUUGAAAACAAGGGCAAAGUGUGUGAGGAAACCUUUAUUCCUGGUCAGGCCCUGAGAAGGCGUCAGAAAUCUUACUUGCAGGAAAAGCUCUAUGGCAUUAAAGAUGGUGGCGGCGCCUUUGGGCAACGCCCUUACUUCGGUGAGCUUCCCACAAUUAGCAUUCAAAAUAAUCUCUAUGAAAGCAAGGCGUUCGGGAAGUCUAAUAUCAUUCAUAACAUGCCCUUGAUUGAGUCUCAGAAGAGUCACACUAUAACAAGACCACCUGAAAACGAAGACGAGAAGGCAUUCACCAUUAGCUCUAAUCCUGAUGACAACCAGAAAGUGUCCGCUAACGACAAUGUCCUUGAGAAGAAAGCAAACGAGAGGUCUGUUAUUCAUAGCUUGUCUUUUGCUGAAGUCCAGAAAAGUCCGAGUGCCGUGGGGCCCAAUAAACCAAAAGUGAUCGCAGAGUCUACCAUUACGAGCUCAAAUAUUACUGAACAGAAAGUCCAUGCUGGAGAGAAGACCUCUGAAGAAAAGAAAAAUGAGAGGUCCGUUAUCCAUAGCUUACCUGUUUUCAAACUUCCCAAAAUUCCCAGUGGAAACGAAAGUAAUGAGAAGGGAGGAUCCUCAAAUCUUAAUGAUAAGCAACAGAAAACUCCUGCCAGAGCCAGCCCUAAGGAAACGGACAAGAAUAACAACUACAAGGACUCUGUUAUACGCCGUGUAUCUGGUACUGAAGCUCCAAAAAGUCUUGCUGCAGAGGGAGCCAGUGAGUUUAAGAAGGAUGGCCAAUCGCCUGUUUCCAACGCAAAUGUCCCUGAAUAUCAGAAGGCUCGUGCCAAGAAGAAAAACAUUGAGCGCAGGAACUGCGAGACUUCAGUCAUUCACCCCCUACACAUCGGUGAACCUGAAACAUUUCGCCCUCGAGAGAAACUCUAUGAAUGUCCGGAGUGUGGAGAGGCCUUUGUUCGCAGCUCUGACCUCACUGAGCAUCAGAAGAUUCACCACAGAAAGAAGCCCUUUGGAAACGACAACUACGAACGAUCUGUUAUUCGCAGCUUGGCCUCCGCUGACCCUCAGAAGAGUUAUGCUGACCAGUCAGUGCAGGUGAAUUAUGAUCAAGAGCCAGAGGGGAUGACUUGCAUUCAACAGCCAGUGCAGACUAGUUUUCUUGACGAGCUAGUGGAGAUGAGUUACGUUAAAGAGCCAGUGCAGAAUUACGCUAAAGAUCCAGAAGGGCUGACCUGCAUGCAGCAGCCAGAAGGGCUGACCUGCAUGCAGCAGCCAGAAGAGAUGACCUGCAUUCAGCAGCCAGAAGAGAUGACCUGCAUUCAGCAACCCAUGCAAAUGAGUUUCCUUGAAGACCUGGUGGAGAUGAAUUACGUCCAAGAGCCAGUGCAGACGUACGGUCAGGAGCCAGUGGGCAUGAUCUGUGCUCAGCAACCAGAGGGGAUGACUUGCAUCCAACAGCCAGCACAGACAAGCUAUCCUCGACAGCCAGUGGGAAUGAGCUAUGCUGAACAGCCAGCACAGCCAAGCUACGCCCAACGGCCAGUGCCGCAAGCAUGUAAGGACUGUGGGCAGUCCUUCGCAACCAUUGAAGCCCUCAGUGCGCAUCGCAAAAUCUAUGCCCGAGAAGAGUUCCACGGAGGUUCUGUCAUUCGGGGUGCAGGCCAUGGCAGGCCUGAGCAGGAAGAGCCGGAGGAGGAGGAAGAGGAGGAAGAGGAUUCUGAGGACUCAAUCUACGGAUGUAAGGACUGUGGGCUGGGCUUUGCAGAUCGGGCCGACCUUAAGGACCACCAGAAAGUUCAUGGCAGAGAGUACCUCAUCGACACUCGUGAGUACACGCAGUCUGUGAUUCACACCCAUUCCAUCAGCGAGUACCAGAGAGAUAACACUGGAGAGCAGCUCUUCGAAUGCCCAGCAUGUGGCGAAUCUUUCGUCCAUAGCUCAUUCCUUUUUGAGCAUCAGAAAGUUCAUGAGCAAGACCCAUAUUAUGGCCACCGGAGGUACGAUGAGCCUUUUGUGCACCCCUUCAUCAUCAACCCACAGAGGUUUCGGGCCCCACAGGCGAAUCCUACAGGGAUGUAUCUUCAGUGCCACGUGUGUGGGCAAGAUUUCAUUCAUGGCUCUGUCUUCAAUGAACAUCUGGCACUUCACAUGGGAGAGGGUUCGCCGGAGCAGGCCCCGAGAAGCAAUGGCGCUGUCCAUGCAGGCUUGGCCCUCGCCGAGUUACAGAGAAGUCAGGCCGAAGAGAAGCACUACGAGUGCGGAACGUGUGGAGAGUCCUUCCUCAGCCAGUCAGACCUGAAGGAGCACAAGAAAAUUCACGAGAAGGAUGACGAGCCCUACGAUUAUGGGGCUUCCUUCGUUCAUACCUCAUUCCUCACUGAGCCCCCCAAAGGAGAGUCUCCGUUCUUUGAGUGCAAGGACUGUGGGAAGUCCUUCAUUCACAACACAGUUCUCACCAAACACCAGAAGUUCCACGUGGAAGAGGAAGAAGCAGCAGCCCAGGAAGUUGAAGCCAAUGUCCUUGUUCCACGAGAAGUGCUGCGGAUCCAGGGGUCAAACAUGGAAGCUGCCGAGCCGGAAGUGGAGGCCGCUGAGCCGGAGGUAGAGGCUGCUGAGCCCAAUGUGGAGGCCGCUGAGCCCAAUGGGGAGGCUGAGGGGCCAGAGGGGGAGGCUGCGGAGCCAAAUGAGGAGGCAGAACAGCCCAACGGAGAGGCCGACCAGCCCGACGGCGAUGCUGAUGAGCCAGACGGUGGAGGAAUCGAAGACCCUGAAGAGAGAGAGGAAGAGCUGGAGGGGAAGGCUGAGGAGCCAGAGGAAGGCGCCGGCGAGCCAGAUGGCGCGGGGAUCGAAGACCCGGAAGAAGACGACGGAGACCGAGAGAUUGAGGUUGAAGAACCAUACUACGACUGCAGGGAGUGUGGGGAAACCUUCCCCACCACCUCGGCCUACGGGGAGCACCGGCAGACCCACGCCAGAGUGAUAAUAUUUGAGUCUGGAAAUGUCUACGGGGAAAGCUCACACUACACUGGGCACGCCAGCACCAGCACUCACGGCAACGACAGGGCUGACGACAAGUACUUCAAAUGUGAUGUCUGCGGGCAGUUCUUCCGCGACCGCCUCUCCCUCGCUAGACACCAGAAUACCCACACUGGCUGAGAGCACAAGUGGAGAGGUCAGAAAACCUCCCCUUCCUUAGGACCUGGCCCUCACAGAGAACCCACAGCAACCCAUAACCAUGUCAGGAGGACACUUAGCUCAGCUUGGACACACUGACUUUUAACAACAGAUACCUGGACUGGAAAGGAACCGGAGGAGGAGGUGGUGGUUCCAUUGGUCUUAACUUCCCCCGUCACACGCCAGUGCGUGCCUGUGGGGAAGCCACAGCACAUCCCUUCCCCUUCAUCGUAGUGAUCAGCGUGAGGGACAGUCCUAGGAGGUCGGAGACUACAGAAAUAGCCCCAACCAAAUACUUCUGUAACCUAUCUAUCAUUUUCCUGAGCUGUAUAUAAAAUAGCAAAUCAUAGCAAACAGUAGUCACAGGUACUGGAUUUUAAUGACACAGAGUUACAGUUUACUGUGCAGAGAUACCUCCGUGGUAUGCUUCGAUUGUUUUUUUUUUUUUUUUUUUGGAAGAGGAAAUGAGCACCAUACUUAUAAAUAUCUUAGUUCCUGUGAAAGAUUUCUUGUGAUUAUUUUAACCCCUUGAGUAUCUUUUUGAGUAACUGUGUGUUGUCCCUUACUCUUAAAUAUUCCUGUAAGGUGUAGGCAUGCGAGAUAAAUCUCCUUUCCUCUGUGCUGUUUGAGAAGAGAAGUUCUUUGAGCUUCCUUUUCAGCCAUCAUGUCUACACCAACACCUUGGCACCUAAUGCUGUAUAAGCCUUUUGCAAUCUGUGGAUUGACCUUUUGUGACCCCAGGUGAUCCCUUGCCAUAUUGUACCUUGCAGUGAUCCUCAUGCAAAAAUACUGCAAGUUUGUGUUUGUUUAACCAACUUAAUGUGUGUUCGAUAGUGAAUCCCCAAACGCCCAGCUUUUCCCUGUAAAUCUUGCUUCUUUGCCUUUAAGAGAGUGGGUUGCAACCAUCACUAGAUCACGACAGUGCCUAAUGAAGGUUGAAACCGUGAGCAGAGCCUCUCAUGCUGUAAAUAUGGAUGCAGGUGACAACUUUCAUCGCUUUGUGUGCGCUUCUGCCUUAAGUGACAAGUAGCAGCGUGGCUUUGUUAGUAGGUGCCGCCGCAAGUCAGUUUGCACCUGGGUGCCCAGGAGCGAGUAUCCUUAGAGCUUUCUCUUACUGAACCUAAUUCUUGGCUUCACCUGUCUGACCCUCAACCCCCUGUCUAAAUUGCAUUUUUUUUUUAAGAAAUUUUUUUUUUUUAAAGAAGAGCUUUCUUUACAGUCAACCUAAGCUUAACAUGGACUCAGGUUCCCAGCAGCCUUAAUUUGUUUUGUUACCAUCUGUUCUCGCCUCUUUUGGCCCUCCUGAGUACUUCGGAGCUAUCCAUUAGUGUCUGGUUGGUCUGAUUCCCAUCGAUUACAGAUCGACCUCAUAGCUUGUGGUUUCCUGUGCCGUCUUCUGUGGACCACUUGUGCUCCUUUUGCUUCCCCUCCCCCUCGCGUC